This is a messenger RNA of Aspergillus melleus, 462 nucleotides long. It is a transcript of the gene RPS15, whose product is annotated as 40S ribosomal protein uS19. The transcript has 5 exons. The coding region runs from base 1 to 462 and encodes 153 amino acids. Gene Ontology annotation, cellular component: cytosolic small ribosomal subunit; ribosome. Gene Ontology annotation, biological process: ribosomal small subunit assembly; translation. The record is from RefSeq and is a predicted model, not a curated record. Lineage: Eukaryota; Fungi; Ascomycota; Eurotiomycetes; Eurotiales; Aspergillaceae. Gene Ontology annotation, molecular function: RNA binding; structural constituent of ribosome.
AUGGCUGACGAACACUACAACGCUGAGGAGGCUGCCGAGAUCAAGAAGAGAAGACAGUUCCGCAAGUUUUCUUACCGCGGUAUUGACCUCGACCAGCUCCUCGACCUCUCCUCCGAGCAGCUCCGUGAUGUCGUCCACGCCCGCGCUCGCCGCAGGUUCAACCGUGGCCUGAAGCGCAAGCCCAUGGGUCUCAUCAAGAAGCUCCGUAAGGCCAAGCAGGAGGCCCGCCCCAACGAGAAGCCCGACCUCGUCAAGACCCACCUCCGUGACAUGAUCGUUGUCCCCGAGAUGAUCGGCAGCGUCAUCGGUAUCUACUCCGGAAAGGAGUUCAACCAGAUCGAAGUCAAGCCCGAGAUGGUUGGCCACUACCUGGGAGAAUUCUCCAUCUCAUACAAGCCCGUCAAGCACGGUCGUCCCGGUAUUGGUGCCACCCACUCUUCCCGUUUCAUUCCCCUCAAAUAA